AUGGUUAGAAAAAAAGUGAAACUAGCUUACAUAGAAAAUGACUCUUGUAGGAGAGUGACAUACCGAAAAAGAGUGAAAAACUUGGUAAAAAAGACUAGGGAACUAAGUGUCUUAUGUGGAGUCGAUGCUUGUGCUAUCAUCUACGGGCAAGAUGAGCAAGCACCGGUAGUGUGGCCUUCUUCUGAGGAAGAAGCAAAAAGGAUUAUCUCCGACUAUAAUAGUAAGUCGGAGCUUGAUCCAUCUCAAAGGGGGUUUAACCAAUACACCUUCUUGAAUGAUAGUGUGAUCAAGGCGAAGGAAAGGUUGUUGAAGCUCCAAAGAAAGAACCGUGAAAAACAAAUCGCAAAUAUGGUGAGUGACAUCUUGAGUGGAAAAUCAUCUCUUGACCAAGUUAACCCUAAUGACUUAGGGGACUUGCUAUGGGUGAUUGAGGAUAAGAUAAGAACUAUCCAAUAUCGAAUUAGAGUUACUAAGGAGGAGGGUGAUAAUAAUAAUAAUAAUCCUCCUAUUUCCGAAUCUAUAAACUAA
Messenger RNA from Chenopodium quinoa (quinoa), 528 nucleotides. Its product is annotated as agamous-like MADS-box protein AGL80. Gene Ontology annotation, biological process: positive regulation of transcription by RNA polymerase II. Gene Ontology annotation, molecular function: protein dimerization activity; RNA polymerase II cis-regulatory region sequence-specific DNA binding; DNA-binding transcription factor activity, RNA polymerase II-specific. The record is from RefSeq and is a predicted model, not a curated record. The transcript has a single exon. Lineage: Eukaryota; Viridiplantae; Streptophyta; Magnoliopsida; Caryophyllales; Amaranthaceae. The coding region runs from base 1 to 528 and encodes 175 amino acids.